CCACUGCCACCCACAACACAACCAUGGUCGUCUUCCACCACCCCGUCGUCGCCGUCUCGCACGGCCCCGGUCCACUGUGGCUUCUCUCGUCGGGCUUCGCCGGUAUGAGUAAGAGCAGUGUGCCCGCACGCACCCUGACCACUACGUUCGACAAGCUCUACCCGAAGGGCACGAACCUUCCGAAGCGCAUUCUGUACGUAUCCGCCCACUGGGAAUCUGAGAGCAGCGGCUUCGAGAUCUCUGCUUCCGCCAAGCCCGACAUGAUCUUCGACUACUACGGCUUCCCAGAUGAGGCCUACGAAGUCAAGUAUCCCGCCAAGGGGGACCCAGACUUCGCUCAGAAAGUCAAGACGCAACUCGAGAAAAACAACAUCAAGGCCAAGCUCGUGGACCGCGGCUUCGACCACGGCGUGUUCGUGCCGAUGCUUCUGAUCCGACCGCAGGCCGACAUCCCGAUCGUGACGAUGUCCAUCAACUCGCGUUUGGGCAACAAAGCGCAUUUCGACUUGGGCAAGGCUAUUGCACCGUUCCGCGAUGAGGAUACGCUGAUCUUGUGCUCCGGCCAGGCCACUCACAACAUGCGCGCCAGCCGCGACCCCAACAAUCCCCUAGAGGACUGGGCUGCCGUGUUCCAGGGCUGGCUGGAUAGCACUUUUACAGAGGAGUCCAAGCUGAGUUACGGCCAGCGUGGUGAUCAGAUUAUCAACUGGCCUAGCGCCCCUGCUGCGAGACUUGCGCACCCGACGCCCGACCACUUUGUUCCGUUCGUCGUCGGUGCUGGUGCAGGCAUGGAGGAGAGCAAACCAGAGGCGGAGAAGCUGUUCGGUGGGUGGGGAAUGGGCCACAUGUCAUUUGCUACCUACGCCUGGGGUGUCGAGCAUUGA
Molecule: messenger RNA, 884 nt
Organism: Phytophthora infestans T30-4
Lineage: Eukaryota; Oomycota; Peronosporomycetes; Peronosporales; Peronosporaceae
Exons: 1
Coding region: 24-884 (286 amino acids)
Molecular function (GO): zinc ion binding; oxidoreductase activity, acting on single donors with incorporation of molecular oxygen; ferrous iron binding
Source: RefSeq, a predicted model, not a curated record